Molecule: messenger RNA, 1371 nt
Organism: Bactrocera dorsalis (oriental fruit fly)
Lineage: Eukaryota; Metazoa; Arthropoda; Insecta; Diptera; Tephritidae
Gene: Osi8
Exons: 2
Coding region: 258-1121 (287 amino acids)
Source: RefSeq, a predicted model, not a curated record
AAUAGUUUCACACUCUGUAGAGCAUAUCAGUAGCACUUCUUGAGCCACACCGCAGUGAUGGCAUUUAAGUCAUAAAAACUUAUCAAUAAUUAUAGCGGACACUAAGCAACUACUUCGCAACUUUUUACAUCCAAUACAGCCUAUCACAAGGACACGUAUAAGGAUACACGCAGAAGGACACAAAGAGUGAAUGUUCAUCCGUUUUCCAUGUGCAUUUCCAAAGAGUUAAAGCAGGCCCACCAAAGACACACACAACCAUGCUAAGCCACUCCUUUUGGCUGAUGACAUCGCUUUUCAUCCUUUCGUGUACCUUCCGUAAUGUGACAGCGCGUACAGCCACCGGAUCGACGGCUCAACAGCUAGCCGCGGGUCAGACUAAAGGCGAAGACAACACGAGCCCGCCAGCCAGCUCCGGUGCCAGUAACUCCCUUGCAUUCUGGGGUGACCUCUCACAAGCAUACAGAAUAUAUAAGCAAUGCGCGCAGGAUAACAUUUCCGUGUGUCUGCAGGUGAAGCUACUGACGGGGUUGCAGCGUGUGCUUCGCACCGCAAAGGUUCUCAAAAUAAUAGACGGCGUGCAAUUUGUCAGAAGCUAUGAUGAUGGUGGAGCCAACGGAAACGCAGUGAAUUCAGCGAGUUUCACAAAUGAAAAGGAGUUGGAAGCGGUGUUGCCACGUGGUACUGCUUCUAAGGAGCAGGCUUUGCACAAUAUGAUUUCUAAAGAAUUUUCAAAUAUGCUGCAGAAUUUCACCUUGCAGGUGAAAUUGCCAAAUAUGCAUGAGUCGAUAGAAGACAACAAUGAUAUUGAAACGGAAAGUCGGAAGAAAAAAGAUAAAAAAGGAGGCGGCGGAGCUUAUAUAAUGAUUCCACUGCUACUCGGCGGCACAUUCAUACCGAUCGCCUACGGAGCUCUGGCCAUGCUGGCAGGCAAAGCCUUAAUAGUUUCUAAGUUGGCACUGGUCCUCGCUUCGAUAAUUGGCAUUAAGAAGUUACUCAGCAGUAAUAACAAGGAAUCGCAUGAAGUUGUCGUCUCCUCCGGUGGCCAUUCCGGUUGGGGGCGAGACAUGGACCUGGCAUACAGUGGCUGGAAACCGGGCAAGGAGCAUACAAAGACAAUGUAGAGUAGUUAGUGAAAUGAAUGGUGGGCAUUCAAUAAGCGAAUGCAGUGACAGCUGGACCAAAGAUGUUGACGACGAAAACUAGUUAAAUAUUUUAUUUAUUUUCGUACUUAAUUAUUUUAAAUCCAGAACUAUGACGGUAAAAUAUGUGUGUUAAGUUUUCGCCUUUAGCUAUUUAGUUUAAAUACUAUUUAUAUAAGUUCAUAUUGAAAAUAAAAACAUAAGUUGUUUCAAAAAGUCCAUUAUUCAUUGU